Bombina bombina (fire-bellied toad) is the source of this 2021-nucleotide messenger RNA. It is a transcript of the gene ACKR3, whose product is annotated as atypical chemokine receptor 3. Lineage: Eukaryota; Metazoa; Chordata; Amphibia; Anura; Bombinatoridae. The transcript has 2 exons. Gene Ontology annotation, molecular function: chemokine binding; coreceptor activity; G protein-coupled receptor activity. The record is from RefSeq and is a predicted model, not a curated record. The coding region runs from base 78 to 1193 and encodes 371 amino acids. Gene Ontology annotation, biological process: angiogenesis; vasculogenesis; chemotaxis. Gene Ontology annotation, cellular component: membrane.
CACAGACACAGGAGGGACACAGAGGGGAGAGAUCACGAGCUACUGGCAGGGACACUGUUUUCUGACUUUACUUCCCAAUGAGUGCCAUCGACUUUGCCGCCAUGGAUUACAUGGAGAGCUUAAACUCCAGUGAUCCAAACUCAAACUGCUCCAAUGGUGACUGCAUUUUCCUGGAGUCCAUGUCAUGCUCCAGUACCAUAAAUAAGAGUGCCCUGCUGUACACCCUAGCCAUUGCCUACAUUUUCAUCUUUGUAAUGGGAAUUUUGGCCAAUUCAAUGGUUAUUUGGCUCAACCUCCAGGCCAAAACAACUGGCUAUGAGACUCAUUUGUACAUCUUUAACUUGGCUGUAGCUGAUCUAUUUGUCCUCCUUACACUGCCUGUGUGGGUCGUAUCCUUGGUUCAGCACAACCAGUGGCCAAUGGGUGAGAUGACCUGCAAAGUAACACAUUUGAUAUUUUCCAUCAACCUGUAUAGCAGCAUAUUCUUCCUCAUGUGCAUGAGCAUUGAUCGGUAUGUGUGUGUGUCACUACGUGGAGCUUCUGGUCAACGGCGGAGGAAGGUGAUACGUCAGUUGGUCUGUAUCAUAGUCUGGCUUGUGGCAUUUGCUGUCUCUCUCCCGGACACAUAUUACCUGAAAACUGUCUCUUCCCCUAGUACCAAUGAAACAUACUGCCGUUCCAUGUACCCAGAGGAUACCUUUAAAGAAUGGCUUCUGGGAAUGGAAAUUCUUUCCAUUGUGUUAGGAUUCAUUAUUCCUUUCCCAAUUAUAGCCAUCUUUUACUACCUAUUGGCCAGAACUCUCCACUGCUCAUCUUCGUCUUCUUCUGCUGGGGAUAAGGAGCGGAACAUAAGUGGAAAGCUGAUUGUCUCCUAUGUUGUAGUGUUCAUGAUUUGCUGGCUGCCAUAUCAUGGCAUGGUGUUGCUAGAUGUGUUCUCAUUCCUUCAGAUACUGCCAUUUAGCUGCCAGCUGGAUAAUUUUCUGUAUGCUGCCCUCCAUAUUACACAGUGCUUUUCCCUACUCCAUUGUUGUAUCAACCCAAUCUUGUAUAGUUUUAUCCACAGAAACUAUAGAUAUGAGAUCAUGAAAGCCUUUAUCUUCCGUUACUCCUCAAAGACUGGGCUUACCAAGUUGAUUGACUCUUCUAAGGUGUCCGAGGCAGAAUAUACAGCUGUGGACCAAAUUCCAAAGUGAAGGACCCCAAGUUUAGUAGUCGGCCUUCUCAUCCUAUCUAAUGCCUACUGCAAGCAUAGACUGGGGUAAUUUGGGACCAAUGCGGAUCAUAUUUAUUCCUGUCUUUUUCCGCAGGUGAGAGAGGAGCAACCAGAAAAAGAAUAGCUUCGCUCAAUGUUGGCACUUGAUCAUAUAUUGGUGACUAGAACAUCUCUAGCAAAAGGUAUUGAAGCACAAAUACUGGCUGCUGGCUGUUUCAUAGUAGGGAAUUCCCUUGUCUGUCUCCAAAGAAGUGGCAAUAAAAUAUCCUCUGAAAGGAACAGAUGCAACACAACAUAGCACUGAAACGUAUCUAUCUCAACCAUGUGUCUAUAAAAUGGCACUGCACAUUUCCUUGGUUUUAUGUGGAAAAUGGGAUAUGUAACUCAACACAGCAUAGUCUUUAUGCAAAAAAAAAAGAAUGGCAGCUUCACCAAAUGAAGAUAUGGCUAUCUCCAAGUAAAGGAGGUUAAGAAAACCAUAGCGGGUACUGAGUGUACCCUACAGCCAAACCUAUAAAUUGUGUUUGCCACUGCAUUUGUAUUAUAUGUAAUAUAAAUUACUUUCUUCAAAGCACAUAUAUAUUUUUCUAUAGCUUAUUGUAUUUAAAAGCCAUAUUAUUGGCAGUAUUCAUAUUUGAAAUUCAAAUAGUCAUAUCUAUAUAUCUAUAUAUGUUAUAUCUAUAUUUUGUGUCUAUGUGAUACAUUACAUUACCAUGUCAUUUGUAACUUGUUUUGUACAAUAAUAUUAUGUUUUUGCUAAUUUUGAAGAUCUUUGUUAGCUAUUAAAACUUUGAAAACUGUAUAUAAA